This is a messenger RNA of Suhomyces tanzawaensis NRRL Y-17324, 2622 nucleotides long. It is a transcript of the gene SPO75, whose product is annotated as Spo75p. The coding region runs from base 1 to 2622 and encodes 873 amino acids. Gene Ontology annotation, cellular component: plasma membrane. NCBI's taxonomy places the organism in Eukaryota, Fungi, Ascomycota, Pichiomycetes, Serinales, Debaryomycetaceae. Gene Ontology annotation, molecular function: calcium-activated cation channel activity. The record is from RefSeq and is a predicted model, not a curated record. The transcript has a single exon.
AUGCUGACAAUAGAGACAGACCAUUUUGACUACAAUGAGCUCACCAAAGUAUAUCUUGGUGGGUUACAUCUCUCCAGGUUAGAUCAGUUUUUAAAUACAUCUCAAACGGGCUUCGCUCACUCGUCUUCAGGAACUGAAGUUACAACCUUGCUAAAAGGGUUAUUUACAGCGGUGUCCAUCUGUAUGCUCCAAUUACUAUUCUUCUGCCUCUUACGUCCUACCAUCAAGAACAUAUACCAGCCUCGAUGUUACUAUGUUCCUGUACGAGAAAGAAUGGAGCCAUUACCAGACGGGUUGUUUGCAUGGGUAAUGCCCACAAUAAAGUACAACACAAGCUAUUAUCUAAGCAUGGGACUGGAUACCUACUUCUUUAUCAGGUUUGUGAGUGUACUUUUACUUUUUUUCAUGGUUGUGGGUAACCUAAACUUGCUAGUUCUUGUGCCAGUAAAUUGGACAGGAAGCAGUCUGCAAUACUCGGCCACAGGGAUGGACAAGCUUAGUGUUUCCAACAUCGCUGCCUCAAAAGUUCAUAGACUUAAUUUUCAUUUUGUGAUGUGCUUAUUUACUGUUGCAAUGUUCCAGUGGUUAAUUGUCUAUGAGCUAAACAGUUUCGUGAAAAUACGACAUUCAUACUUGUCUAGCAUAACCCACCAAGCAUCAAUUAUUGCUAGAACACUACUCAUUUCAAAUAUUCCAGAUGAUUUAAAAGAUUCUGACAAGCUAAUUGAUUUAUUCAGUGUGGUCCCUGGUGGGGUGAAUACCAUAUGGUUAUCGUACGACUCCACUCAUAUGAGUUUUUUGACUGCUCAAGCUAUGAAUGCUAUGGAUUACUUGGAAAAGGCUCAGGUGCUAUACCUAAAAGAAUAUUAUGCAAAAAAAGAUUCAAAAUAUACUCCUUGGUUGCAAAAAAUACUCUUGAAAAACAGAAAACAUAGUGAUCAAAUGCCUAAAGACCAUUGUAAGUAUGAACCAAGCUUGAUCCCUCAGUUUUACCCUCCAAUAUACCAAGGUCCCUUUCACAUGCCAGUAAUUGAUAGAACCAUUUGGUUUAGCCUUCCCGGAAUCCUACGAAUAUUUAGUUUUCAGUCAAGGGUAUCCAUGAUUGAAUGGGCAUUAACAACUUUAAACUACCUAGAGAAGGAAAUAGAGCAAGAAAAAACUAGAUUGGCUGAGUCUAAAUUGCCAAUUCACAACAAAUUCUUUAUUGAGUUCAAUGACCAAAUUGGAGCUUCCAUUGCUAGUCAAUGUCUACUUUCAUAUCAGGGAACGCUUGAUCUGUGCUUAACUGAGGUUCAUCCCAAGGACGUUUUGUGGGGUAAUAUUGCAAGUAGGAAUUCGUACCUCUUGCUUAUUGAGAACUAUGUUGUCACUCUUUUUCUCAUUAUUAUUACAGUUCUUUACAUAAUACCCGUUUCAUUCAUCGGAUUACUAUCUCAGAUGCCGUUAAUCACACAAUUACUACCUUUCUUUAAGUGGCUAGAAAACAUUCCAGAUAAAGCAAGAGAUACAAUAUCCCACCUUUUACCUUCAAUUCUUCUUUCCUUACUAACAGAGAUAAUGAUGAAAGUUUUCAGAACUCUUUCAGCUCUUAAGGGAAUGCAAACGGGUGCAAGUACGGAAGCAAAUCUUCAACAUUGGUAUUUUGCAUUUCUAUUCGUGCAACAAUUUAUAGUUAUUACUAUUCUGGCAAGCAUCUCCGUGAUAGUCAAGCAAGUCGUCGAUAAGCCAACUUCGAUACCCAUUCUUUUAGCUUUGAAUUUACCAAAAGCUGCAACCUUCUUUUUCCAAUACCUUACAGUGAAAGCGUUAACAUUUUGUGGUAAUAAUUUCUUGAGAAUCCACCAAUUAGUUUUUCAUCUCACAAUUUACAAGUUUCUUGACAGUACUCCUAGGAGAAAAUUCGCAAGGCUAACUCAUUUGACGAGGGUAAAAUGGGGAACUACAUAUCCAGUUUAUUCUGUGUAUUCAAGUAUUGGUUUAGUGUAUACAAUUAUUUCCCCAUUAAUAUCGGUGUUUAUAAUUUUUGUUCUUUGUUUGGUUUUGGUUUACUACAAGUAUUCCCUAAAAUUCAUUUACAGCCAUGUUAAUGAAUCUGAGACAAAUGGAAAGUUGUACCCAGUUGCAUUGUUACAUCUUUAUACAGGUAUUUAUUGCUUGGAAUGUUGCAUGAUUGGAAUUUUAUUUUUACUGAAGAAUGAGCGAGGAGAAUGCCCUCUGAUAGUUCAAGGGUAUCUCAUGUGCAUUACGUUUUUGUCAACUGUGUUUUUUCAUUACACACUUUAUAAAAAGUAUUCCAGGUAUUUUUCCUAUUUGCCAAUAAUUGCCGACAAGCCAGAAAACCUUUCAAAAAAACAAGGUCCGGACUUUAGCGAGAACUCAAAUGGAGAUAGUUACUACUCGGAUAAAAAGUUAUUAUACCUCCAUAACUCAUUCACUUAUGAGUACCCUCCUCUAUGGCUACCUUUGGACCCACUGGGAAUCAGUGAAAUGCAGAUUGAUUAUGCCGAGUCUAAGGUAAAUACUCUAAGAGGUGGCCAAACAAAAGGGGCAAUUAUCAAAUUAGAUAAUUAUUUCCAAACGAUUCAAAUUAAGGUCUCCGAAGCCCCUCCAGGAUACAAAUAA